CACAAUGCUGGAAAUCGUUCCUUUCAUUAUAUUAAUCAUACGACAGGACGUACUUCAUUCACUCAGAUUCGAAGGAAGAUGGUUGCUGAAGGGUUGCCCACGGAUAAAAUGAGUGUUUGGAAAUAUACACGCAAUCAAACUGACCCUGAUGUUAGGCAAACCAUGGAUGAGUUUGAGCGCCAAUUGUCCAUGUUGCCUGAAGAUUACCGCACUACCGAAGAUGCUCGAGACAGUGUUUUCCACGAUGUGGUCGGUGAAGAUGGGCAUGGAUAUUGUCGUACUUACGGCAAGGAUGUGCCUUGGAGCAUGGUGUAUGGAGAUAAAUCUAAGUCAUCACAGUCAGGAUCUCAGUCAUCGAUUGUUGCCGAGAUCACAAAGCAGGUUCGUACGGAGUUGAGAAAAGAGCUGAGAGAUGAGAUUAGAGAGGAAUUGAGGGAGAAGAUGCGAACAGAGCUUUCGACACAGAUACAAGAAAUGAAAGCUGAAAUGUUGGCUAUUGUGUCCCACGAAGGGAGUACAAAUCACAACAAACAGGUACCGGAUGCAUUGAGUGGACACCGUGAACCUACGGAUUAUGACGCCGAUGAGAACCCACAUACACCACCACCAAAUGAUGAGGAUGUAAUUAAAGUUUCUUUGGAGAGUUCUGUAAUACCAAGAGUCCAAUUGGCGGAGGGACUUCUUAUUAGUGUUGAUCCGUUGUGUGAAAUUGAUGGAGUUCCAAUUGGACCUGGAUUUUGCAAAGUUUUUGUUUUAAAAGCGAACAAGCCGAACGCUGUUUUGGAAACAACUUCCCGAUGUCUAAGAACAAUUAGAGAAGCUGUGGGAAGAUAUAUUGUGUGGCGCUCGAUUCAUGUGCAACCCUUUUAA
Messenger RNA from Camellia sinensis, 870 nucleotides. The record is from RefSeq and is a predicted model, not a curated record. Lineage: Eukaryota; Viridiplantae; Streptophyta; Magnoliopsida; Ericales; Theaceae.